This is a messenger RNA of Liolophura sinensis, 2160 nucleotides long. RefSeq names its product cilia- and flagella-associated protein 45-like. The record is from RefSeq and is a predicted model, not a curated record. Lineage: Eukaryota; Metazoa; Mollusca; Polyplacophora; Chitonida; Chitonidae.
AUGACUGCUCCAGAAUCAUGGCUGCUCAACCUAUCUCCGGGCAGCGCCAUCUCCUCUAACAGUUCUGGGAACUCUUCAAGACGAGGAAGGACAAAGAAUUACAGAGUUGUCAGCAACACUUCACAGGUUGAUGAGUCGUUAUUUGGAAUACCAAAUCAUGUACAGCAGCGAGAAGACAUGCUGCGAGAGAAGCGUGCUGGGGCAGAAAUGAGCAUCCAGAGACAGGGAAGAAGGAGUGCCAACAGGAAGCUACGAAACAGAAAUGCCAAGAAUAACAAAGAAACAGUAGAAGUCAUAACCAAAGACCUUAUCAGAAAAUUGAUAGUACCAGCUGAGGAUCCAUCUGGCCAGUCUGUCAUUUUGAGCCGAGCCGAGUUUGAGCGGAUUAGAUACGGAGCUCAGAUCUUGAGUAAAGCUCAACGGGAGAUGAUUCAGGAACAAAUAAAACAGGAAAAGGAGAAAAAUAUGGUGAGAUGACUGCACAGAGAGAAAGAUUUCAUUAAGACUAUGGAUGUGGCUCGACAGAAGAAUGAGAAACUGAACGAUUUGGAGGAGGAAGCCAAGGAGAAAGCUCAGCAUCUGCUUUCUAAGGCUAACGAGAUGAGGCAGGAAGAAGAGGAUGAGAUCAAACACCUGAACGAGCUCAUCCUGAACGCCAAAUGCCAUGCAAUCCGUGAUGCUCAGCUUCUGGAGAAGAGACAGAUUAAAAGUGAGAUGGAGGUGGAGGACAAAAGACUGGAUGUGAUGAUGGAGGUAGACCGUCAAACUGGCAUCAAAGUGCAGGAGGAGAUCGAAAAGAAACGCAAAGAGGAGCGGCUCUUGGGGGCAGCCAAGCUGCUGGAACAGAUCCAAGAGAAUGAACAGGAGCGACUGUUUGAGUUAGAGAGGAAGGACCAGGAAAAUAUACAGAUGCAGAAGUAUGUGGAGAAAAUGAUGGUCGAGGAUCAGGAGACAUUGGAAAAGAAACACAAGCAACAGACAAAUCUGAGGGAGGAGCUCAAUCAAGCAAAUACAGAAAUGCUUAAACGUAAAGAGCUCAAAGCUAAGCAAGAGAAAAUGGAGGAGCUUAAGGUCGUGGAGUAUAUGAAACAGAAGGCCGAACGUGAAACUGCUUUUGAGAAAGAACAGGAGAAAAUUCGCAUUGAGAAAGAGAGAGAGGUGGCUAGGCUGAGGGCAUUACAGGAGCGGGCACGAGACGAACAGGCUGAACGUGAUAUGCUGCGAGCGAAGCGGGCACAGGAGCAGGCCGAGAGAGACUGGCGUAAAAAGGAGGCAAUCGAGGCUGCCAAAAAAGCUGAGACGGAAGCCAUGUUGAAACACGCCAGAGCCAAUCAAAUGGCUCAAAAAGAGCACUUCCUGGCAGUCCAGGCAAACAGAGAGAGAGUGGAAUUUGAACGUGUUCUCAAAGCACAAAAAGAGCUUAUUGAGAAGGAGAAACGUGAGGAGGAUCAGCACGUGAAGAAGAGGCUGAUGCAUGCUGAAGAGGUGAGGAGACAGAUCAGACAGAAGGAGCAGGAGAGGAUCGCUGAGAGGAAUGCCUUCUUUGAGGAGGGUGUCAAGCUGGACGAGGAGGCUAGGCUGAGGAGGCAGAAACUGGAUGAAGUCAAACUGAAGAAACUCAACACACUCAGAAAUGUCGGCAUUCCAGAGAAGUAUUUAUCACAAGUGGAGAGGAAGAUCAACCAACAUCCACAACUAGCCUCAUAAUAACUCUCAUCGUUAAGUUCUUACCUUUGUGUGCAUCUGUCUCCUUACCAAAAACUUUCCCUCUCUUGAGCUGUGGCUGCUGCCAUAGUCAGGAUAAUUACCACAGUAUUGACUUUAUGAAUAAGCUUGAAAAUCUUGACACCAAAGUGAUAUCAUAUACAUGUAUUCGUUAGAUUGGUGAGAGCCUAUGGAAGUAUUGCUUAAUUAUAUGGUGUAUCAUGACUUACAAUAUAAUUAUUAUAUACAGUGUACCAUAUUCAUAGCACCAAAUUAAUGAAGAAGUUAACGACAUUGAACAUAAAUGAAUUGGUCUGAAAUUUAAUGGGAGGGUAGAUUGUUUUUAAAUGUUAAAAUUGAGUGUUUCGGGGUGGAGCAGGAGAAAGAUGAUCAAAUAAGUAUUAUGUUUGGGUUUGAACAACAAAUUUGUACAUGUAAUGUGUGUAUAUAUAUACC